UAAAGGAACAAAGAAACCCAAUGCGUCGACAGAAAUCUUCGUCACAAGAAAGACGAACUAUAUAUGAACUUGUCAGUGAAAUUCAAACAGGCCCGCAGUUACAUGCAAACACUAUCAAUGACAGAUCACUGUUUAUAUUUGAGAGAAAAUGGUUCGUCAGAAGAAUAGCAAUAUAUGUGACGGAGAGUAAAUUUUUUGAAAUUUUCAUCCUAAUUACAAUUAUAGCUAAUUGUAUUGUGUUAGCGCUAGAGGAACAUUUACCAAACAAUGACAAAACAAAACUAACCAUAGAACUGGAAAAAUCAGAAGUUUAUUUUUUGUCCAUCUUUACCGCCGAAGCUGUGUUGAAAAUAAUUGCAAAGGGUUUCAUUUGUGGGAAAAACGCAUAUCUACGGGACAACUGGAACAAACUUGAUUUUACUGUCGUUAUUUUGGGAAUUUUAGAGCACAUCAUAACCUUUUUGGGUGACGAUAUAGACCUGAAUCUACUGAGAUUAGCACGAGUCCUGCGGGCCCUGAGACUUAUAUCUGGAAUACCAAAUAUGAAGAUAGUGACCAUGACUAUUUUUCGGUCCGUAUUUCCUCUGCUGCCCGUCUUCUUUCUCGUCACAAUGGCAGUGCUGAUUUUCGCCAUUAUUGGUAUGGACUACUACCAGGGAGCAUUUAACAGGGCUUGCUUCAAAGAUAAUAGAUCCAGGAUUGCUAAUCACGAUAGAGUAUGCCUUUCCGACAUGGUAGAACCCCAGCGGCCAUGCCAGGUUGACCUUGACAGCGAUGGUCACCAUUGCACUGGAAAUACCACAUGUCGUCGGUAUUGGAUAGGGCCCAACAGGGGUAUUACAAGCUUCAACAACAUUGGCCUUGCAUUACUGACAGUAUUUCAGUGUCUCACUAUGGAAGGUUGGACCGACUUGUAUUACUGGACUAACGACGCCAAAGGAACCCGGUGUAACUGGCUGUAUUUUAUCCCACUUAUAAUGUUCUGUGCCCUUUUUAUGAUGAAUCUCGUACUUGGAAUAUUAAAAGGGGUCUUUACAAGAGAACGAGAAAAAAUACAACGAGAAAAGAAAAAUGAAAAAUUCCAAGAUCCAAAUGAAAAACAACAAAUGCGAAACUAUUUCCAGUGGAUAAACAGAGGGGAGGAAAUUAUGUGUAGGGAGCAAUCUUCUUUACCGAAGCAGACACAUGAAAGUUUUAAAGAAGCUUUCAAAAGAGAGAUGUCAAAAAUAAGGAUAUUGUAUGUGAGACGAAUAGUGGACUCGGACGUUUUCUUUUGGGGUACAAUGUCUUGUGUGGCAGCUAACACUGUAAUAACAGCUACAGAACAUUACAAUCAGCCUCAAUGGCUGGAUAGUUUACAGUAUUAUAUGGAAAUAUUGUUUGUUGUGUUAUUUACUAUUGAAGUAGUUCUAAGGGUAUGCGCGCAUGGAUAUCGACAAUAUUUCUACUCCUCCUUCAACAGAUUCGAUGUAUUGGUUUGGGUGAUUAGUGUCAUAGGGCUUAUCCUGCUUAUUCACUCUGGUAAUCAAGGCUUGAGGUGUAGUGUCUUCAGAAGUUUGAGAUUGCUAAGAGUUUUCAAGAAAACAAGGUAUAAUGACAAAAUAGAGAAACUUAUACAGGUGAUGGCCGGAAGUAUAUCGUACAUGCUGAGUCUGCUAUUUCUCCUCUUCCUCUUCCUGUUUGUGACUUCUCUGAUUGGGAUGCAGCUGUUUGGCGGACGGUUUAAUUUUGAGGAAGGGAGACCGGCUUCCCAUUUUGAUUCUUUCCCAAAAGCUAUAUUGACAGUAUUUCAGAUUAUAACGGCGGAGGACUGGAAUUCAGUCAUGUACAACGGAGUCCGGGCCUAUGGUGGAAUAGACGGAGUGGGCGUCUCCGUGGUGUUCUUCUUCAUAAUUGCCGUUCUCUUUGGAAACUAUACACUUCUCAAUGUUUUCUUCGCCAUUGCAGUAGAUAGUCUUGCUGAGGCAAAAGAACGCUCUGAAUCAGAGAAAAAGAGCUCGAGGGAGAUAAUUGAUUUCGAUUGCAGGGUGAGAGUGUUCGUCCGAAAGGUGGUCCAUCAUGAUUGGUUUGAAAAAUUGGUGAUGGUCUGUAUCGUACUGAGUAGCAUUACUCUAGCGGCAGAAGAUCCUUCGAAGGGCAAUAACUCCGUCCACAACAAAGUCCUGUUUUGGAUAGACUCUGUUUUUGCUAUAGUUUUCACCAUGGAAAUGAUACUGAAAAUUAUCGAUAUGGGAUUUGUAUUGCAUGAAGGAUCAUAUUUAAGAUAUGCCUGGAAUUAUUUGGAUGCUGUAAUUGUUGUUGCUUCUAUUGUAUCCUUAUUUAUAAGAGACUCAAAUACGAAGUCGUUGAAGAUCUUUAGGGUGUUGCGAAUAUUAAGGAUUUUAAGAACUAUCAACGUCAAAACGUUUAAAGGCUUAAAGACGGCAUGUGAGAAGUUUCUGAAGUCGGUAAAGAGCGUAGGACCUCUUGUUUUGAUAUAUGUACUGAUGCACUUCACAUUUGCCAUCAUGGCGGUUCAACUGCUGAAGGGAAGACUGUGCUAUUGCACUGACAUCACAAAGCAAAAAGAUCAGUGCAGGGGAACAUUUAUCCAGUAUACAGGAUUACACUUUCAAAACUUGAAAGUCAGCAACAGAGAAUGGAAGCGGCGUGAUUUUCACUUCGAUAACGUUUUUGCUGCGAUGACCACUCUGUUCGUCAUAACUACUGGAGAAGGUUGGCCAGACAUUUUAGAUUCCGCCAUAUCAAGCUCUGGGAUUGACAAGGGACCAAAAUACGAAGUGAAUUUACCCGUUUCUAUCUUUUUUGUUGUGUAUAUUGCCAUUGCUCCAUUCUUCUUCCUGAACGUCUUCAUUGCUAUGAUAACAGUCGCAUUUCAAUCUGAAAAAGGGGAUAACAAGAAUGAAAAUGUCAUUGGGUUAACUGAAAACCAGGAACAUUGCAUACUAUAUGUUGCAAAAACUGAACCGGAUAGAACAAGAUUUGUACCAAAGGAUGCUUCUAAACCCCGCAGGAUAAUAUGGGAACUUGUUAUAUCUGAUCAUUUUGAAAAUUUUAUCAUGCUGAUGGUCAUUUUAAACACAAUAUGUUUAGUAAUGGAUUACCAGGAUCAGCCAGAGAAAUAUGCAUUAGCUUUGUGGUAUUCAAAUCUGACGUUCGUAGUUUUAUUUCUCCUGGAAGCAUCGUUGAAAAUACUUGCACUACACAAGAAUUAUUUUUCGGACAAUUGGAACAAAAUGGAUUUCGUUCUCCUUUUGGGCAGCGUUGUCGACGUCAUCUUAGAUUUUCAUCAGAUUCAAGGCAUAAACUUCCGGGCCUUUAGAGCAGCUCGUGUUAUAAAAUUGUUAAAGAAAUUCAGGCAACUCAGAUUCCUUUUAUGGAGCUUUUAUGUUUCUAUGAAGUCUUUGCCGUACGUGUUCUUUCUGAACUUUUUGUCAUUCUAUGUGUUUGCAGUUCUUGGAAUGCAGAUCUUUGGGGAUAUUAAACUUGAUGACAAGACUUCUAUCAACAAAUAUAAUAACUUUAAGAACAUAGGUACUUCCUUAUUAGUUUUAUUUAGAUGUGCCACAGGUGAAAAUUGGCAACAAAUAAUGCUUGACUGUAUGGACGGGCGGUCGUGUGAGGGCGCUGGCCGAAGCACUUCCUGUGGUACCGACUGGGCUUACCUAUACUUCAUCCUUUUUAUAACUUUAUCAACAUUUUUGGUAAUGAACCUGUUUGAAGCGGUAAUUGUGAACAACUUUGACUAUUUGCACCGUGACCCUUCCGAGGUGGGACCACAACAUCUCUAUGCCUUUACUGACCUUUGGCAUAAGUAUGCCAGUUUCCAUGACCCAGCGACUAUGAAUAUCAAAAACUUAGAAGAUUUUGUCAAGUCCAUGGAGCCCCCUCUUGGCUUUGGUAGUAGAUGCCCUAAAAGACAAGUGUAUCUGUUCCUGAUGAGAAUGAACUUGAAACUUACACGAAGCGAGACAGAUGGGUCGCUUUAUGUAAAUUUUUCGAACGUGAUGUUUGGUCUAGUGAGGCUAGCGCUAGGUCUUCACAAUGACCAAUGGAAGAAUGAAAAUUAUGCAGCUCUCAGAAGCACUAUCAAAAAACAAUUAAAAGUGGACGAGGACAGACUGAACCUAAUGAUACCAGAUUCUCAACCUGAGAUCGGGUUAAGGGAGUACAUCGUUAUCAAAAAGUGGAAAAAGUUCUCGCAGAGAGAGAUGCCCUUAUCAGAAAAUGCUCCACGAAAAAGGCUUUUCAGCUUAAAUAGGAAGGGCUCUCAAAGAGUAAGGAAGCCUAAAGCACGUUUGAAAAGAACAACGGUUCCUCAAAGCCAUUCCAUGGAGGACAGCUUUUCGGAGGUUUCUCAGAGUAAUUCUAUGUUGGAAAAUUAUCUGUGAAAACUUACCUAUUCAGUACUAACCAAGGCAUCUUUCACGUUUCGGCAUGGACAUUUUGAAAAAUGUGUGUCUCGUAUGUAAAUAAUUAUAAAAUGACGGUUUUAAGAGGCGUAAACAAAACGCCCUGCAUUGGUAGUACAAAGGUAUUCGAUAUUCACCUUGUUUUUUAUUGCUAAAUAUGCUGUUUUCAUGUUUGUAUCAUAUAACAAAAAGCAAAACCGUCCACUAAAAAUCUAAAUCGUAUUUAUUUCAUGAUAGUAUAAAAAGACUAGACAGUAUUUGAAAUUUUGCAGCACCGUUCAAUGCAA
This is a messenger RNA of Saccostrea echinata, 4699 nucleotides long. Its product is annotated as probable voltage-dependent N-type calcium channel subunit alpha-1B. The record is from RefSeq and is a predicted model, not a curated record. Lineage: Eukaryota; Metazoa; Mollusca; Bivalvia; Ostreida; Ostreidae. Bases 21 to 4391 code for a protein of 1456 amino acids. Gene Ontology annotation, molecular function: high voltage-gated calcium channel activity. Gene Ontology annotation, biological process: calcium ion import across plasma membrane. The transcript is spliced from 35 exons. Gene Ontology annotation, cellular component: voltage-gated calcium channel complex; membrane.